Molecule: messenger RNA, 835 nt
Organism: Thamnophis elegans (Western terrestrial garter snake)
Lineage: Eukaryota; Metazoa; Chordata; Lepidosauria; Squamata; Natricidae
Gene: LPCAT2
Product: lysophosphatidylcholine acyltransferase 2
Exons: 4
Coding region: 224-835 (203 amino acids)
Cellular component (GO): endoplasmic reticulum
Molecular function (GO): 1-acylglycerophosphocholine O-acyltransferase activity
Source: RefSeq, a predicted model, not a curated record
CGAGGUUCUUCACCAUCCUGCAAAGGAAAAGUGGCCGAGAAUCGGAGUCGGAGGGAAGGGAGAGGCUUUCCUCGCUCCACCUUUACCUUUCGCCUCUCCACCCCCCCUCCCCGCCCUCCCUCUCUCUCCAGGGCCGGGUCAGGUCGAGGUGUGUCGCGCAAGCGCCUGGGAGCCCCGGGAGGGGCGCUGCCGGCGCCGGGCUGCGCCUGUCUUCAAGCACCCGAUGCUGCUUUGCACAGAAGCGGCGGCGGUGGCGACUUUGGAAAGCAGCGCCCUGCCAGCUGGCGACAUGGGGAAGCUGCCUUCGCCCACGCCGCCGGAGCCGCAGCAGGAGCCGCAGCAGCGGCUCUUCCUCCUGCCCAGGCAAAAGUCGCUGGCCACCCCCUUGGUGCUCAACCCCUUCGUGCAAGAGACGCGUCUGGACGCCAAGGAAAAAACCUGGGUGUUCUUCUUGGGCCUUAUCCUCCUCCCUCUACGUGCUGCGUUCAUCGUACUCCUUCUGUUGCUGGCUUGGCCUUUUGUCCUCCUCGCAACAUCCUGCACCAAUGAAAAAGGCUCGGCGCCCCUCCGAGGAUGGAGAAGGAGAAUAUCCAAGAUCGGCCUCCACAUCUUCGGCCGAGCCUUGUUCUUCGCAAUGGGCUUCCAAGUCAAAGUCAAAGGGAAAGUCGCUAGUCCUCAAGAGGCGCCCAUCUUGGUGGUCGCUCCGCACUCGACCUUCUUCGACAGCAUCGUUUGUGCCGUGGCAGGCUUGCCCUCGGUGGUGUCCAAGGAAGAGAAUAUCUUUGUGCCCAUUUUUGGCAUUGAAUCUGGAGCCAUUCGAGUGCUGUUCUUGUAA